Messenger RNA from Vitis riparia (riverbank grape), 1251 nucleotides. RefSeq names its product transcription factor MYB94-like. The record is from RefSeq and is a predicted model, not a curated record. The transcript is spliced from 2 exons. Bases 1 to 1251 code for a protein of 416 amino acids. Lineage: Eukaryota; Viridiplantae; Streptophyta; Magnoliopsida; Vitales; Vitaceae.
AUGGCAAGAGCACAGAAGCAGAAAGUCCAGGAGAGAGUUCCAUGGUCACAGGGUGAAGACAGGAGACUUGUUGAAUAUAUGCAGAGACAUGGUAAGACUGGACGCUGGAAAGAUGUCCCAACGGGUGCAGGCCUGGAUAGGAGUCCGAAGAGUUGUAGGCUAAGGUGGAACAGCAAACUGAAGCCUGGUAUCAACCAAAAGCCCUUCUCUGAAGAGGAAGAAGCCACCAUUAUCAAACUCCAAAAGCAGCAUGGCAAUAAGUGGGCAACUAUUGCAAAGCACCUGCUAGGGAGAACGGAUACUGGGAUUAAGAAUUUCUGGCAUAACAAUCUGAAGAAGAAGCUUUCAAAAGAGGAGACUCCGAGCCUUGUCACUCAGACACCAAGGCACCAGCUUCUUGACACUGCUGAUUUGUUGACUUGUCCUUUGAAUGAUCCCAAGGAUGAAGUCCGCAAGUUGCACUCAGAUGCCAGCUUUGCAUGGAAUCCUCGGCAUGGACAUCGCUCCCAUCUCAAUUAUCAGGCUACGGAGGACCCAACAGUUUACUAUCCAGACCAGUUUGGCCCUUUGAUUACCAGUUUUCUAAAUACGAUUCCUUUCCCACAACUUAACCAAAACUAUGCAGUCCGUGUUGGCUCUUUAUUUGGGAAUAUCCCCCCUGCCACUCAGACACCGAUACAACCGUUACUCGCAGUUGCUGAUGGGUUGACUUCUACUGCUGCUUACCUGAGGAGCUAUGCCCUGGGGUUGCACUCAGAUGCACAGCUACCCAAUCUUCCCUCGCUGUAUAACCCAGUAGUACAGCAGGGCUUCGGUGACAUUACACCCGAUCCUGAGGCUCGGCUCCAUAGAGUCGGUUCCAUUUCAACAGACCCUGCGGGGGCUCUCCCCGCUCAAGGACCCGGUUUCAAUUACCAGGCUAUGGACCCAACAAUUUACAACCAUCCAGACCAGUUUGGUCCUUUGAUUACCAGUAUUCCAAAUACGGGGGUUUUGAUUCCUGACCCAAAAGUUAACAACAACUAUGCAGCCGAUCUUGGCUCUUUGUUUGGGAAUGUUCCAAAUGCAGGUUCGACUCAUGCACUGAUGGUUUCAGAGUCAUCAGAGCGCUCUAUGACUAAUCAAGUGGAAAAUGAGAUGACCCCACCAACUGAAGAGAUCUUCCCUUUGGAAGCCUUGCUAGAAGAAUUUCCCUCUGCGGAGAAUGGUGAGACUAGUGACUCUUUUUGCGGAUACGUUGCACUCGUGUAG